This is a messenger RNA of Amyelois transitella, 1071 nucleotides long. Its product is annotated as zinc finger protein 2-like. The record is from RefSeq and is a predicted model, not a curated record. Lineage: Eukaryota; Metazoa; Arthropoda; Insecta; Lepidoptera; Pyralidae. The coding region runs from base 130 to 918 and encodes 262 amino acids. Gene Ontology annotation, cellular component: nucleus. Gene Ontology annotation, biological process: regulation of transcription by RNA polymerase II. Gene Ontology annotation, molecular function: zinc ion binding; DNA-binding transcription factor activity, RNA polymerase II-specific; RNA polymerase II cis-regulatory region sequence-specific DNA binding. The transcript has 6 exons.
ACAUACAUUGCCAAUGCCAAGCCAACCAAAUUCAUUUUCAAUCAAUCUCUUGGUUUGUUUUGUAUUUUGAUCUUGAAUUUUAAAAUGUAUUGCAUGUGGCUUAGAACGUAAAAAUAGUAUUUAUUUGACAUGCAAUCUCAAGUUAUUUUAUUCUAUGAAAAAUGUAGGCUAUGUCUCGACAAGCCUGGAGUGCAAAACAUAUUCCAGAGCGAGGGUCUGGCACAAGAUAUUCUGCUGUGCACCGGAGUAAAUCUCAAACAGUCUGACAACCUUCCUCAAAAAAUUUGUUCCAAAUGUUUAAAGAUCACUCUGAAUGCAAAAGAGUUAAGACUACUCGCUACAAAGAAUGAUACACAUCUUAAAUCUCUUUUUGAUGCUGAUGUACCUGAUGAUGAAAUGAACUUUGAAGAUGAGGAUUCUGAUAGGCUAGUGAUUGUGGAAGACAUAACAGAAACUGUUCAGAAGGAAACUCAAAGAAAAAAGGCAACUCCACCGAAAACAAGACAUCAAAUUAAAGUGAGAAAAGAUUUGUUUGAAACACAGACUGUGACAUCAUCUACCAAAUUACAAGUGGACUCUGGCUCCCCCGUAAAAGCUACUCCCACACAAACCAAUGUCUGUGUGAAAAAGUUUAAGAAAGAAUUGAAAGACAAUGAUGAAUUGAGAUGUGAGGUAUGUAACAAAGUAUUCGACAAAUGGAAAAAGCUGUAUCUCCAUCGGCGAUUGCACAACAAGACCAUUGCCUGUCCACUAGACGGUUGUGGAAAGUCGUUUGCUACAAAAGGAGACUUGGAGAAGCACCUAAGGAUACAUACGGGGGUCAAACCUUACCAUUGUGACGUCUGUGGCCAAAGCUUUACCCAGAAUAGUUCGUUGAAAUCUCAUCUAAAAAAUGUGCAUAAAGAAUUGGAUUCCUGACGUCAGUAAAGUGCAACGCACGAAAGUAAUGGCUAGUGAUCGGGACUUUGGUGGGUGAAGUUCUAUUUAUUUGAAUUUACUUAAAUAAAACCCAUCUACAUGCGUGCACGAGUCCACUGCGACGCGGGGUUAGUGUUGUUGAACUAUCAAGAA